AUGACAAUACAAGAGUUACAAAAGCAUCAAAUACAUGCUUUAUCAUCAUUAUACAAUAAUAUUAACAAUAAUAGUAUGGAAAUAAUGCAUGUUGCUUGUGGUACCAAUGUUAUUCUAACUUGUCCAAUUAGUUCGAUAAAAACAGAUGAAGUAGUAUAUUGGUACAGAAAAAAUCCAUCUCAUAGUCGUCCAUCGUAUAUCUCUAUUGGUGAUAUUGUACUUCGUGAAUAUGCUGAACGAGGACGUUUUGAUUUAACAUCAAGAAAAUUGUUACCAUCAGAAUAUUUAAUAAAUAAUAACAACAAUAGUGAAUACAUACGUUCCGCAUUAUCAAUUACUAAUAUUUUAAAUGACGAUUAUGGAAUGUAUACAUGUAAAACAAAUUCACAAAUAAGAAGAACAGUAGAACUGAUUGUGAAUUCUCAGCCCGAUGUUCAUCCAAAACAUAUUAUUGUGUAUCCUGUUAAUCGUACAUUUUCUCUCACUUGCUCGUUGCUAUGUGAGCAAAGUAGCGAUAAAUUCGAUAGUUUAUUACCGAUUCAUUGGUUAUUUAAUGGACAAUUAGUGAACAAUAUUCUUCCAAAUGAUCACAUAAACAUUGAAAUAUUAAAUUAUAAUACACAACGUUUAACAGUCUAUUUGAAUGGAAGAAAGCAUACACGUCGAAUCGAUGAUAAAAUAGCUGGAAAUUAUACAUGUCAAUAUAAAACAUUACAAACAACUGUUCACGUACAACGACGAACAAAAGAAGAAUUACAUCGAUUACCACGUCAAGAAACGUCAGUAUAUUUGUCACAAAUAACAGAUACAGCAACCAGUAUCGAUCGGUAUCUACAAAAAUAUUCAGUUUUAAUGAUAAUGAGUUUUAUGUUAACAAUAUUCCAUUAUCAAUUAGCGACAUAUUAUUAA
Messenger RNA from Didymodactylos carnosus, 909 nucleotides. NCBI's taxonomy places the organism in Eukaryota, Metazoa, Rotifera, Eurotatoria, Philodinida, Philodinidae. The record is from the annotation of a GenBank genome assembly.